Molecule: messenger RNA, 1648 nt
Organism: Phragmites australis (common reed)
Lineage: Eukaryota; Viridiplantae; Streptophyta; Magnoliopsida; Poales; Poaceae
Product: protein IQ-domain 26-like
Exons: 3
Coding region: 232-1602 (456 amino acids)
Molecular function (GO): protein binding
Source: RefSeq, a predicted model, not a curated record
UUUGUCCUCUAAUGCCCCCUCGUUUCUUUUUAUUGAAACCCGCUCCUCCCCACGCGGCCUGCCUUGCCCUCCUCCGCCCGUUUCCCUCUCUUAUUCAAACUUGCAAGCUCCUUUCUCUAACGCCGCCGUCCGUCUCCACCAAGCUCCUCACUCACUUCAGCCACUACUACACUGCUCUGUUUGGGUUGGAGCGCGCGUGGCGUGGGCGCGGAGCCCCUGCGAAUUCCGGCGAUGGGAAAGGCGGCGCGGUGGUUUCGCAGCUUGCUGGGCGGCGGGAAGGAGCAGGGGAAGGAGCAGAGGCGGGCCACGGCGCCGGGGAGCGACGCUAUCCCCGCGUACAGGAAGCGCUGGAGCUUCGCCAGAUCUUCGCGGGACUCCGUCCAUGCCACGGCGGCGGAUGCCGUGGCCAGGGGUGACGCUGCGAUCGCGAGGGCGGCCGAGGCAGCGUGGCUCAAGUCGAUGUACGGCGGGGCGGAGCGGGAGCAGAGCAAGCACGCCAUCGCCGUCGCCGCGGCCACUGCAGCGGCUGCGGACGCGGCCGUGGCCGCGACACAGGCCGCCGUUGAGGUCGUGCGUCUCACCUGCCAGGGUCCUAUUUUCGCCGGCGGAGGCGCCGUCCUGAACCCCUGCGGCUGCGCCGGCGCUGCCGUCAAGAUCCAGACGGCCUUCCGAGGCUUCUUGGCCAAGAAGGCGCUGCGAGCUCUCAAGGCACUGGUGAAACUGCAGGCGCUGGUGCGGGGCUACCUGGUGCGGAAGCAGGCGGCCGCCACGCUGCAGAGCAUGCAGGCGCUUGUCCGCGCGCAGGCCACCGUCCGCGCCGCCCGGUGUCGCGCCGUGCCCCCUCUGCCGCCUCUCCACCACCCUCCCGUCCGACCCCGCUACUCGUUGCAAGAACGGUACAUGGACGACACGCGGAGCGAGCACGGCGUGCCGGCGUACAGCCGCCGCCUGUCCGCGAGCAUCGAGUCGGCGUCCUACGGCUGGUACGACCGGAGCCCCAAGAUCGUGGAAAUGGACACCGGCCGGCCCAAGUCGCGCUUGUCCUCGCUCCGGACGAGCCCCCCGGUGCUCGACGCCGGAACCGGCGACGAGUGGUACGCGCAGUCCGUGUCGUCGCCCCUCCUGCCGUGCCACCUCCCCGGCGCGCCCCCGCGCAUCGCGGUGCCGAGCUCGCGCCACUUCCCGGACUACGACUGGUGCGCGCUGGAGAAGCCGAGGCCGGCGACGGCGCAGUGCACGCCCCGGUGCACGCAGUACACGCCGGCGACCCCGGCCAAGAGUGUGUGCGGCGCGGCCACCUACUCGUCGCCGAACUGCCCGAACUACAUGUCGAGCACGCAGUCGUCGGGCGCGAAGUCCCGGUCUCAGAGCGCGCCGAAGCAGCGGCCGGAGGCCGGCGUGGUGGGCGCGCGGAAGCGGGUGCCGCUAAGCGAGGUGAUCCUGGAGGCCCGGGCGAGCUUGAGCAGCGUAGGCAUGCAUAAGUCCUGCAACCGGGUGCAGGAGGCAUUCGACUUCAAGGCGGCCGCCGUGAGCCGCUCCGACCGCUCGUCGGAGGCGGCGGCCGGGAGGGACCGGGACAUGUUCUUGCAGAGGAGAUGGUGAAUCUCCUACAGCUCAGCAGCUGUUCGCUCUUGCAGAGAUGAUUGGU